CAUGUGAAGCAGGUUGGCAGGUAAAGGAAUUCGCCAUGUGGACUCUUGUGGUUCUUUGCAGCGUGAUUGCCUCACUUGGAGUGCAAGGUGCUGAUCAGAUCCAAAACAGUGAGGAAAAGAAUCUGGCAACAGGUUCUCCAGAUUCCUGCCUAAACAGCUGUGGCAACCAUGUUGGAAACUGCUCUUGCUCUUCAAGCUGUGGAAGCAAUGGGACCUGCUGUCCAGACUAUUAUGAUUACUGCUCUUCUACAGCUGAACCAACAGCACGUACAGCUCAGUCCUCAUGUCGUUACAACUGCGGCUGGAACAUGGGAACCUGUUCCUGCGCAAGCUCUUGUCAAUACUAUGGCAACUGUUGCCAUGACUACAACUAUUACUGCCCUGCAAGCACUACCCAGGACCCUUACGUGACACCUCGGCCCUCGUGUCGUUACAACUGUGGCCAACACAUGGGAAGCUGCUCCUGCUCAAGCUCUUGUCAAUACAAUGGCAACUGCUGCUACGACUACUAUUCCUACUGCCAAGUCACAACUUACAUGCCAACUACAGCAUCGCCCUGUGGAGGCUCUCUGUACGGCUCUGGUUCCUUCUCCAGCCCGAACCAUCCCAACAGCUACCACAAUAACGCCUACUGUGUGUGGCAGCUCAGUGCUGCACACGACCAACGAAUCUUCCUGUCGUUCGACUACCUGCAAUUGGAGAACUGCUGCGGCUGUGACUAUAUUAACGUCUACGAUGGGCCGUCUGUUAACUCAAGAUUUCUGGGUAAAGUGUGCUACGACAGUCUACAACAGAGUACUUUCAACUCCACCUCCAACUACAUGACGGUGCUCUUCCAGACUGAUGGCUCUGUGGUUGGUCGAGGGUUCAAUGCUGACUUCAUUAGCUCUCUGCCAGCAAGCUCAGGUCGAGUGGACUGUUCCUCAGACAACAUGAACAUUGUGAUCGAGAGGAGUUACCUCAACUCUCUCGGCUACGACGGCCAGAGUUUGUAUCUGAAUGACCAGUACUGCAGACCCCAGGUUUCCAGUUACCAGGUGGUCUUCAACUUCCCCAUUAACACCUGUGGCAAUGUUCGAAAGUUUGAGAAUGGCAGCAUUGUGUACACCAACUCUCUCCGAGCCUACGCCUCCACCUCUGGCGAGAUCACCCGCCAGUCUCACUUUAAGAUGAACGUGGGCUGUCGGAUGGAGCCGGAUUCAGUGUCCCAGAUCAUGUACGUUGUCCGUCACAAUGAUAACAGCAGCAUUACCGGAACAGGCAGAUUCAAUACCAGCAUGGCGCUCUACACAUCCAAUAACUUCUACCAUCAGGUGACGGAGGUUCCAUACAUGGUGACGCUCAACCAGUACAUGUAUGUCCAAGUGGACCUGGGGAGGGGGGACAGCUCCCUGGUCCUCUAUCUGGACACCUGUGUGACCUCACCAUCGCCCCAUGAUUUCCAGAACAGAUCUCACUACCUGGUCCGCAAUGGCUGUCCUGUGGAUAACACCUACUAUGCCUACGUCAGUGGCACCCAUCCCUAUGCCCGCUUCAGAUUUCAGGCCUUCCAAUUCCUGCGAGCCACAGAGUCGGUGUACAUCCAGUGCAAGGUCCUGAUAUGCCUCGCCUCUGACAACAAUUCCCGCUGCCGCCGUGGAUGCUACAACCGCGCCGCCAGAGACGUGGGGUCAAAACACGACAGCCAAACUCUGGUCCUGGGUCCCAUCCAACUCAAAGAACCAGAGAAACAGGAGGAAGAGACUCCUAAGCAGGAGAAGGCUUAACUUGAUUCUGCGGCUUCAAUCAUCUUCACUGUUCUUUUUGUUCAUUGUGACAAUGAAUCAGCACUUCUUUCCUUUCAUCAUUAACUGAUUAAAAGCAUCCUCAAAAGACAA
Molecule: messenger RNA, 1877 nt
Organism: Gymnodraco acuticeps
Lineage: Eukaryota; Metazoa; Chordata; Actinopteri; Perciformes; Bathydraconidae
Product: deleted in malignant brain tumors 1 protein-like
Exons: 15
Coding region: 36-1766 (576 amino acids)
Cellular component (GO): cell surface
Source: RefSeq, a predicted model, not a curated record